Molecule: messenger RNA, 2035 nt
Organism: Parus major (Great Tit)
Lineage: Eukaryota; Metazoa; Chordata; Aves; Passeriformes; Paridae
Gene: RORA
Product: RAR related orphan receptor A
Exons: 11
Coding region: 1-1440 (479 amino acids)
Biological process (GO): negative regulation of inflammatory response; regulation of transcription by RNA polymerase II
Cellular component (GO): nucleus
Molecular function (GO): zinc ion binding; nuclear receptor activity; RNA polymerase II cis-regulatory region sequence-specific DNA binding
Source: RefSeq, a predicted model, not a curated record
AUGGAAAAUAAAGGGGGCUUCCAUGGCAUUACUGGUAUUUCUGUAACAAAGAAGACUCAUACAUCUCAAAUUGAAAUUAUUCCAUGCAAGAUCUGUGGAGACAAAUCAUCAGGAAUCCAUUAUGGUGUCAUUACAUGUGAAGGCUGCAAGGGCUUUUUCAGAAGGAGUCAGCAGAGCAAUGCCACGUACUCGUGUCCUCGGCAGAAGAACUGUCUGAUCGACCGGACCAGUCGGAACCGCUGCCAACACUGUCGCUUACAGAAAUGCCUUGCUGUGGGGAUGUCUCGGGAUGCUGUAAAGUUUGGUCGAAUGUCAAAAAAGCAGAGGGACAGCCUGUACGCCGAGGUGCAGAAACACCGAAUGCAGCAGCAGCAGCGGGAUCACCAGCAGCAGCCAGGAGAGGCAGAACCGCUCACACCAACAUACAAUAUCACCACCAAUGGGUUAACAGAGCUACAUGACGACCUCAGUAAUUACAUUGAUGGGCAUACCCCUGAAGGUAGCAAAGCAGACUCUGCAGUUAGCAGCUUCUACUUAGACAUACAACCUUCUCCAGAUCAGUCGGGUCUUGAUAUUAAUGGAAUCAAACCAGAACCAAUAUGUGACUACACACCAGCAUCGGGCUUCUUCCCUUAUUGUUCUUUUACAAAUGGGGAGACCUCUCCAACUGUGUCCAUGGCAGAAUUAGAACAUCUUGCACAGAAUAUUUCCAAGUCACACAUGGAAACUUGCCAGUACUUGAGAGAGGAGUUACAGCAGAUAACAUGGCAAACUUUUCUGCAGGAAGAAAUCGAGAACUAUCAGAACAAGCAAAGGGAGGUAAUGUGGCAGUUAUGCGCAGUCAAAAUAACAGAAGCUAUCCAGUAUGUAGUGGAAUUUGCCAAACGCAUUGAUGGCUUUAUGGAACUGUGUCAAAAUGAUCAAAUUGUGCUUUUAAAAGCAGGGUCUUUAGAGGUUGUGUUCAUCAGAAUGUGCCGUGCCUUUGACUCCCAGAACAACACAGUCUACUUUGAUGGCAAGUAUGCUAGCCCAGAGGUUUUCAAGUCCUUAGGUUGUGAAGACUUCAUUAGCUUUGUGUUUGAAUUUGGAAAAAGUUUAUGUUCUAUGCACCUGACAGAAGAUGAGAUAGCUUUGUUCUCUGCAUUUGUUUUAAUGUCAGCAGAUCGCUCAUGGCUUCAGGAGAAAGUAAAAAUUGAGAAACUCCAACAGAAGAUCCAGCUAGCACUUCAGCAUGUCCUACAGAAGAACCACCGAGAAGAUGGAAUUCUAACAAAGUUAAUAUGCAAAGUGUCUACUUUAAGAGCACUGUGUGGACGACAUACAGAAAAGCUUAUGGCAUUUAAAGCAAUAUACCCAGACAUUGUGCGACUUCAUUUUCCUCCACUUUACAAGGAGUUGUUCACUUCAGAGUUUGAGCCAGCAAUGCAAAUUGAUGGGUAAACGUAUCACCUAAGCACUUCUAGAAUGUCUGAAGUACAAACAUUAAAACAAAAGAAAGGAAAAAAAAAGGAAAAAAAAAAAAAAAGAAAGAAAACCAAGACACUUUAUAUGGCCCUGAACAGACCUAGGGAGCCAACACACUGCACAUCUCUUGGCGGUCGGGGUCAGGCGAAGGAUGGGAAACAAUGAAACAAAGUUGAACUUGUUUUUCUCAUGCAUAUGAUUUCCAUUAUGCCUACAAAUAUGGACCCUUUUUCUGUCUCAACUUCUCAAUCCUUGACCUCUGUUUACACAGACUGAGGGUUCUAAUGUCAGAAGGUUGUUUUCUCCUGUAGUUCACUGCCCAGACUUUUGACAGAACAAUCAAUUUGUUGGUCAGAACAGAGUCCACCUAGUAAUCAGCGACUGGUGUGCAUUGCAGAGAUUUCAGCAUCAGUUUGCACAACUUGCUCAUUGUUUCAUGAAGGACGAUUUUUUCUCACCUACCACUGUUUGCCAGUAGACAGAACGGCAUGAAAAGGGUCCAUAGCAAUAGCAACAAUAGCAUUAUAAUAUAUUACAGGGUAAAUGGGCAUGAAGACUAUAUAUAGCAAAA